Messenger RNA from Clonostachys rhizophaga, 1188 nucleotides. NCBI's taxonomy places the organism in Eukaryota, Fungi, Ascomycota, Sordariomycetes, Hypocreales, Bionectriaceae. The record is from the annotation of a GenBank genome assembly.
AUGUCCUCUCAGUCCAUUCAAACACCAAGGGCCCGUGUUCGCGAGGUCUUUCCCGGCCUUGACAUGGGAAAAUGGCCAACUGGCAAGCUCAAUUCCUUGACAGAUGUGCCUGGUGUCCUCGUUCACACCGAGUCCGUCCAGACGGACCAAAGCGUCAAUACUGGGCUGACGACAAUACUGUUUCGGAAAGACUGGGCCAAAUAUGCCUGCUUUGCUGGGGUCUUCAGUUUCAACGGCUGCGGUGAAAUAACAGGAACGCACUGGAUCAACGAAACUGGCCUUUUAACUUCUCCCAUUGUCUUAACGGGAACAGGAUCUGUUGGUGAUGCCUAUCGUGGCAUUCUCGAGUAUUGCUACCAACACUACCGUAAUGAAGAUGGAGAUAUGGGCCUGUUCCUUUUCCCUACCGUCGCGGAGACAUAUGAUGGAUAUUUAAAUGACCCGAGCAGGUUUGCCGUCACCCCACAGCUUGUGACUCGCGGUAUAGAGAAGGCAACCGCAGACCGUGUACCUGAAGGAAACACAGGUGGCGGGACAGGAAUGAUCUGUCACAGAUCCAAGGGUGGCACGGGCUCCAGCAGUCGUUUAGUCGAAGGGUUUGAUGUCUCCGGAAACCCAACGACGUACACAGUUGGCGUUCUAGUCCAGGCCAACUACGGCUCGGCAGAAAACCUGCAUAUUGGUGGCAUCCCGGUCGGAAAGAUUAUCAAAGCUCAAAAUGCAGCGCCAGCUAAGACGACUGAGGAGACGCACGGUGGGCCACGGAAAGAUGGCAGUAUUAUUAUCAUUGUUGCCACGGAUGCUCCUCUCCUGCCAGUUCAGCUUCAGCGUCUUGCAAAGCGUGCCACGGUGGGAUUAGGCAAGGUUGGCGGGUACGGAGCCAACACAUCGGGAGACAUCUUUCUUGCCUUCUCAACGGCGGCACAUAUCCCAUUCCCAGAGAUAAGCAUGGGUCCGGCCGCACCAAAAGCGGUCAGUCCAUAUACGCCAAGCGCGCAGGCAGUCGAAAUGUCAGAUAACGAUACCAUCACCGGCCUAUUCGAAGCUGUCGCAGACGCAACGGAGGAGGCUAUCUACAACUCCAUGUUUAUGGCCGAGAGUAUGAUAGGUCAAAAAUCUAGAAGCGUAGAAGCUUUGGAUAUAUCACAGGUUAAGGAAAUUGUCCAAAAGCGGCUGGACAUAAACUGA